This is a messenger RNA of Diaporthe amygdali, 888 nucleotides long. Its product is annotated as Short chain dehydrogenase andI. NCBI's taxonomy places the organism in Eukaryota, Fungi, Ascomycota, Sordariomycetes, Diaporthales, Diaporthaceae. Gene Ontology annotation, molecular function: oxidoreductase activity, acting on NAD(P)H, oxygen as acceptor. The record is from RefSeq and is a predicted model, not a curated record. Gene Ontology annotation, cellular component: intracellular anatomical structure. Bases 1 to 888 code for a protein of 295 amino acids. The transcript is spliced from 2 exons.
AUGCCUGAAAGACUCUGGGAGACAGACUUCACCGAAACCUACCAUACCAGCACUUACCCAUCAAUCUCCCCAACUCGUCCCGAGCUAUCAGCAGCCGGUAAGACAAUUUUCAUCAGCGGCGGCGGCCGCGGGCUCGGCAUCGGCAUCGUCGAAGCCUUCGCAACAGCAGGCGCCGCGCACAUCAUCAUCCUGGGCCGCAGCACCGCAGCGCUGGAAACCGUGGCGGCCAAGACCGAGGCCGCACAUCCCUCGACCAAGAUCUCGACCGUGUCAGGAGACACGUCCCGCGAGGAAGACGUCGCGCGGGCCUUUGCCGAGGCCAAGAAGGUCAGCCCCGAGGGCGUGGACGUGGUCGUCGCCAACGCAGGCUACCUGCCGACCGUGGAGCCCAUCCCGGCUGGAGAGGGCAAGGGCGCGACCGAGGACUGGUGGAAGGCCUGGGAGGUGAACGUCAAGGGCCUCUACUUGCUAGCCCGCCAGUACCUGGCGACUGCGAAGCCGGGCGCCAGCUUCGUCAACAUCUCCGCCGCUGGAGGUCACAUCAAUCCCGCGUUGCCUGGGUUUUCCGCCUACGCUUCGAGCAAGCUCGGGGCGGCGCGAUUCGUCGAGACGCUGCAGCUUGAGAACCCGGGGUUGAAGUUUUAUAAUGUGCACCCGGGGGUUGUGGGGACGAACAUGUUGACGAAGUCUGGCCUUGAGUCGACUGGCGUGCCUAUUGACGAGCCUGAUCUGGCAGGACACUUCGUAACAUGGUUGGUGAGCCCUGAAGGGGAGUUUUUGAAGGGGAAAUAUUUGUGGGGGAACUGGGAUGUUGAUGAGCUCAAGGCGAGAAAAGAGGAGCUCAGUGCGCCGAGAAAAUUAGUCACUGGUCUUGUCGGCUGGGCAUGA